AUGGCAACCAAUGAGCACCGCAGAGAUCUGAACAAGGUUUUCGAAGCAGCUGUGACGAACGUAGAUAUUCAACCAACUGAUGACACAUCGACCAAAGGAAUUGAUUUGACUGGGCUCACUCCACCGGGUUUUACUACGGAAAUGAAGAGUGAUGCAUCUAAACCAAAAAAAUCAAAAGGAAUGGUAAAACAAUCCAAUCUCCAACAUUUUAUGUUCAAGAAAAGAAAUAGUGAGAAUCCUUCUAGUGCUAAUGUCGCUCCUACAAAUGAUUUACCUCAAGAAAAGGCUAUGGAUUUGGGUGGUUUAAAUGCUAAUAGUGUGCCAUUGGAGGAGAAAGAAUUGAUUUAUGAUGUUGAGCUUCUUCCUCAUGAUCCGGGAAAAAGAAUUAGCAUAAUGGAUUAUCCUCCAAAUAUGCGUGAUUCAAUUAGAAGAGCCUAUAUUCUUAAAAAGCCUUGCCGACCAAAAAGUCAUGAUUUUCCUCAAAAAGACUUUGGAGCUUCAUCACGCCGAUUUAUUCAUUCUUGGUUUAAAAAAUGGGAUUGGCUUGAAUAUAGUAUUGAGAAAGAUGCCGCAUUUUGUUUUGUUUGCUACUUGUUCAAGAAUGAAGUGGAAAAUAAUGUGGGGGGAGAUGCAUUUGUCAAUGGAGGGUUUAAGUCUUGGAAUAAACCGGAUAGGUUCGCGAAACAUGUUGGUGGAGUUAAAAGUAUUCACAAUCUUGCUUAUGAGAAAUAUGUGAAUUUAAGAGAUGGCAAAAAGAAAUCAAUUCUUGUUUCUUUUGAUAAUGCCAAUGACUUGACUCAAAGAGAGUAUGAAAUUCACUUGAAAGCUUUAAUUUCUUGUGUGCGUUAUCUAUUGCGACAAGGCUUGACAUUUCGAGGACAUAGAGAAAGUGAAGAAUCCCUUAAUAGAGGAAAUUUUAUUGAACUUUUGAAAUGGUUGAAGGCACAUAAUGAAUCUAUUUCAAAGGUCACUUUAGAAAAUGCUCCAGGGAAUUGCCAAUUGAUAGCUCCAAUGACUCAAAAAGAUAUUAUCAAUUGUUGUGCUAAAGAAACAACUAUGAGAAUAUUGGAGGAGCUUGGUGAUGAUUACUUUGCUAUAUUGGCCGAUGAGUCGAGUGAUGUGUCCCAAAAGGAACAACUAGCUCUUUGUUUGCGAUAUAUUGAAGGAAAAAUAGGAAAGAUAGUGGAGCCAUUUAUUGGACUUGUUCAUGUUGGUGAUACCACAGCUUUGUCUCUUAGAAGUGCAAUUAUGUCUUUACUUGUUGAACAUUCAUUGAGUCCAUCUAAGAUUCGAGGGCAAGGGUAUGAUGGGGCUGAAGGAAUAUUAAAUUGA
Molecule: messenger RNA, 1332 nt
Organism: Salvia miltiorrhiza (redroot sage)
Lineage: Eukaryota; Viridiplantae; Streptophyta; Magnoliopsida; Lamiales; Lamiaceae
Exons: 2
Coding region: 1-1332 (443 amino acids)
Source: RefSeq, a predicted model, not a curated record